Molecule: messenger RNA, 1461 nt
Organism: Trichoderma citrinoviride
Lineage: Eukaryota; Fungi; Ascomycota; Sordariomycetes; Hypocreales; Hypocreaceae
Product: FAD-binding domain-containing protein
Exons: 5
Coding region: 1-1461 (486 amino acids)
Molecular function (GO): FAD binding; oxidoreductase activity
Source: RefSeq, a predicted model, not a curated record
AUGAGACUUUCGGAAUCGUCCACGGCCACUGCGCUGGCAGCGGCUGCUGCUGUCUCUGGAGCUUCACUCGACACAUGUUGCGCUCGUCUCGCCUCCGCGCUCGGCGACGUCGUCACCACCACGCCGUUCACAGCGAGUGACUACUUCUCAUUACAGGAGUCGACCCUCGUGCCGGCCUGCAUCGUCCGGCCGCGUUCCGCACAGGAUGUCAGCGCGGCGGUGGCGAUCCUCUCCACGUCGCGGACGCCGGGGUGCCAGUUCGCCGUCAAGGGCGGCGGGCACACGCCGGCCGGGGGCUCGGCCAACAUCCAGGGCGGCGUGACCAUUGACAUGACGAGCCUGAACGCGACGGUGCUGAGCGGCGACGGGACCUCGGUCGGCGUCGGGGCGGGCGCCGUCUGGAACGAUGUGUACGGCUACCUGGGCGAGUUCGGUCUUGCUGCCGCUGGUGGGAGGAACGGUCUUGUGGGUGUUGGUGGGCUGCUCCUCGGCGGUGGCAUCUCGCAUUUCUCGCCGCGGGUUGGGUGGGCGUGUGAUGGUGUUGUUGAGCACGAGGUCGUCCUCGGAAAUGGCACACUCGUCAACGUCUCCGCGACCAGCCAUCCCGACUUGUACCGUGCGCUCAAGGGCGGCGGAAACAACUUUGGCGUCGUGACGCGCUAUGAGCUGAAGACGUUUCCGCAAGGCAACAUGUCGGUGAGCACCCUCACGUACGACCUAUCCGAGAUUGGUGCCGUGUUUGACGCCUUCACCGGCGUCGCCGCCGACCCGAACUUUGAUCCCUAUGUGUCCCUCCAGACGGGUCUUUUGUAUGCCUCGGCGGCGAAGACGUGGUCGCUGAGCAGUUCGGCUGGAUAUACGAAGCCCGUGCUUCAUCCGGAGGUGUACAGCGAGCUUGAAGCCGUGCCGAGCCUCUCUAAUUCCUCUGAGAUUAUUGCUGUGGCUCCGCUUGCUGCGGAGAAUCCCACUCCGCCACUGAACUGGCUCUUCGCCACGUUAACGUUCGGUCCCUCGAGCGAGGCUAUGCUGGACAUCUUCAACGCCCUGAAUGGAUCCUUGUACGACUUCAAUCCCGUCGGCGGUGUCACAUGGAACUUUGCCUUUGAGCCCCUUCCUUCUGUGAUGCUUUCACAUGCCGACGCCACGGGUGGGAACGUCCUUGGGCUAAAACCUGAGGACGGCAACAGCGUCGUCCUCCUCUUCUCUGCCCUCUGGCCGAACUCGAGCUCCAACGAUGCCAUUUAUCAGAAAGGCAGAGACACAUUUACGGCUGUCAAAUGGGCCGCUGAGCGAAAGGGUGUGCUGCGGAAGUUUGAGUAUCUCAACUAUGCUGGCCCGCACCAGUCACCGCUGGCUUCGUAUGGGGCGGACAACCUCAACUUCCUGCGCCGGGUUAGCAAGAAGUAUGACCCGACUGGAGUGUUCCAGAGCAAGGUGCCUGGUGGCUUCAAGUUGUGGUGA